Messenger RNA from Periophthalmus magnuspinnatus, 3624 nucleotides. Its product is annotated as WD repeat-containing protein 47-like. The record is from RefSeq and is a predicted model, not a curated record. Lineage: Eukaryota; Metazoa; Chordata; Actinopteri; Gobiiformes; Gobiidae. Gene Ontology annotation, molecular function: protein binding. The coding region runs from base 186 to 2930 and encodes 914 amino acids. The transcript is spliced from 17 exons.
GGGCAGGGCAGAGCUGCAGCGCGCUCGCCGCAGAAACAUCCCGCUGGAGCUGGAGCCGGAGUCGGAGACAUAUUCCGCCGUGACAGCGCCUGUGAGCAGCGCGGGUUCUGUCGGGGAGCUGCGUUAUUACCUCAUGUAUAUAUUUUAACAGAGUGGUCCUUGGUUGUUGUCAGCCCGUCUACACCAUGACGGCAGAAGAAACCAUCAAUGUGAAGGAGGUGGAGAUUAUUAAGGUGAUCCUGGACUUCUUAAACUCCAGAAAGUUGCACAUCAGCAUGUUGGCACUGGAGAAGGAGAGCGGGGUCAUCAAUGGACUGUACUCUGAUGACAUGCUCUUUCUCAGGCAACUGGUGCUUGAUGGACAGUGGGAUGAGGUCUUGCAAUUUAUCCAGCCUUUGGAAUGCAUGGACAAAUUUGACAGAAAAAGGUUCCGCUACAUUGUUCUAAAGCAGAAGUUUCUGGAGGCUCUUUGUGUAAAUAAUGCUAUGUCUGCAGAGGAUGAACCACAAAAUCUUGAGUUCACCAUGCAGGAAGCUGUAAAAUGUCUUCAUGCCCUCGAGGAGUUCUGUCCCUCUAAAGAUGACUACAGUAAACUGUGUCUGCUGCUCACACUGCCUCGACUGACCAAUCACGCUGAGUUCAAGGACUGGAAUCCCAGCACGGCUAGAGUUCAGUGUUUUGAAGAGGCCUGCAUGAUGGUGGCAGAGUUCAUCCCUGCAGAUAGGAAGUUAAGUGAAGCUGGAUUCAAAGCCAGUGGAGACCGACUGUUCCAGCUGCUUUUGAAGGGAGUCCUUUACGAGUGUUGUGUGGAGUUUUGCCAGAGCAAGGCAACUGGGGAAGAGAUCACAGAGAGCGAGGUACUGCUGGGAGUGGACAUGCUGUGUGGAAAUGGCUGUGAUGACUUGGACCUGUCUCUUCUGUCCUGGAUGCAGAAUCUGUCUCACAAUGUGUUCACCUGCGCCUUUGAGCAGAAACAGCUCAACAUCCACGUGGACCGCUUAGUCAAGCCUGUGAAAACUGGCUAUGCUGACCUCCUUACCCCUCUUAUCAGCAAACUGUCUCCCUACCCCUCCUCUCCACUGCGGCGCCCCCAGUCUGCAGACACAUACAUGUCCCGCUCUCUGAAUCCUGCACUGGACGGUCUGUCAUAUGGGCUCUCGGGACAGGAGAAGAGGGCAGGAGGGGGGGAGACAGGAGUGGGGAAAGGUGUGUCUCCCAUGUCUCACUCAUUUGCCAACUUUCAUUAUCCUGGAGCAGGCGGGCAAAGCCUGAGCCGCAGUCUCAUGAUGGAGACCUCCGACUGUCACAGUAUAUUUGAGGAAUCCCCUGAAACGUCGAGGACAGAAACUCCCGUGGAUAAGAUGCUGAGCUCUGGCAGCACUCCGACCACACGCCCGGCCUCAGCUCCAGGAGAGGAGGCUCCGUCACCGGGCUCUGCAGACAGAAACGAGCUCCGUGACUCCACAGAGAAGUAUGAGGAGUUCUACAGACAGCGCCUUCGUGUUCAGCAGCACCUGGAGCAGAAGCAGCAGCAGAGACAGAUGUACCAGCAGAUGCUCCUCGAGGGAGGGGUGCAGCAGGACCCUCCACCCACUGACAUGCAGCACAGUCUGACUGAGAAGUUUCUAAACAGAUCCAUCCAAAAGCUGGAGGAGCUCAAUGUGGGGAUGGAGAAUUUAGGGGAGGACGUAAAGUCUUUGACCCAACAAUAUAAUAUGAAUGGAAACUCCCCUGGGCCUGAGAACAAUAACAACCCCCCAUCUGUGACCCCAGAGCCAGGCAGGGUCCAAGGAGGUGAAGUGAUCAGCAGUACUCCACAACGCACAGCAGGGGGCCGCACUGUCCCACCUCCCUCUGAAUCCCCUGUCAUUACACAAAGUGGACAAAAACACAAAGGACAAGGAGACUCUCUCAGCUCCAUGACCAGAAGUAAAGAGGGUGACAAAUCAAAAGCCCUUUUUGUACCAGUGCAUACUCUAGAAGAUUCUCAGGCUGUGCGUGCUGUCGCCUUUCAUCCAUCCGGGGCACUGUAUGCUGUUGGGUCCAACUCUAAAACUUUACGAGUGUGUGCUUACCCUGAAACAAUUGACAAAAGUGGGUCCAGCCCAGUGAAGGCCCCGACUGUGCGCUUCAAACGAAACAAGCACCACAAAGGCUCCAUCUACUGUGUAGCCUGGAGUCAUUGCGGGCAGCUCCUGGCCACCGGCUCAAACGACAAAUAUGUCAAAGUGCUGCCCUUCAGUGCAGAAACGUGCAAUGCCACAGGCCCAGACCUGGAGUUCAGCAUGCAUGACGGCACCAUCCGAGACUUGGCUUUUAUGGAGGGGCCUGAAAGUGGUGGGGCCAUCCUCAUAAGUGCAGGAGCUGGAGACUGUAACAUCUACACCACAGACUGUCAGAGAGGUCAGGGACUACACGCCCUAAGUGGGCACACAGGGCACAUUUUGUCACUGUACACAUGGGGAGGGUGGAUGAUUGCCUCUGGAUCUCAGGACAAAACCGUGCGAUUCUGGGAUCUUAGGGUGCCCAGCUGUGUCCGUGUCGUGGGAACUGCUUUUCAUGGAUCAGGGAGUCCUGUCGCAUCUGUUGCAGUUGAUCCAAGUGCUCGUCUCCUAGCAACAGGGCAGGAGGACAGCGCGUGCAUGUUGUACGACAUCAGAGGGGGGCGUAUUGUGCAGGUGUAUCGUCCACACAGCAGUGAUGUCCGCUCUGUGCGCUUCUCUCCUGGAGCGCACUACCUCCUCACUGGCUCUUAUGACACUAAAGUUAUGGUUGCUAACCUCCAAGGUGAUUUAACGAAGCCUCUGCCUCAGACUGUGGUGGGUGAACAUGGAGACAAAGUAAUUCAAUGUCGAUGGCACACUACAGACCUGUCGUUCCUCUCUUCCUCUGCGGACCGCACUGUCACACUCUGGACACACAGUCAGUAAUGCACACCAACAGAGGAACAUGGGACUGAGGGACAUCCGAGAUGGGACAUAGGAAGUAUAAAGAUGCUGAUCUACUCUCCUUUAACACACUGCUUUAGCCCAAGCCAGAAGUUGCGCAGGUAUGCAUAACAGGAAUAGUGAGGAACCCCUGGGAUUAAUUAAUAACAUACAUUGCAUGCUCUGCUUUAAAUUAAUUUAGAAAAGUUUAGUUUUACAUUUUACCUUAGUUUUACAUGUGGUCUGAUGCAUGGACCUUAACUGACAAAUCCUGAGGACAUAGCUUUUGUAAUGACUGGUGCCUUUAUUUCUGUCUAAAUUCAGAGUUGUUGUUUUUUUCAGUAAAUAUUGAUUCAAAGUGUAAUCUAUUUUAUGUGUAAUGCUGCCGUUUUGGAAACCCAUUGAAAUCCAGAGUUUUUAAGCAGUCCUAGCCAAAAGGCACUGUCUUUGGACACUUCACCAUCACCAGUACAAAAUAUGUUUUCAUUGCAGCUUUAAACAUAGAUAUUUGCCUGUACAGUCUAAAAUAUAAAUGGGUGUUGUGCUGAAGCUAUUAUAGUGUCUUAACAUUGACUUGCUUGCAGUGAAAGACAGUUCUUGUGUAAGCAUCAAAGGGAAAGCUUGUUUAUUCCUGCUACUGUACUGCAGUACCUUCAGAUGAACAGUAGAUGGCAUAGUGAAGCUGACUUGAAGCACA